AUGAACACAGAGAGAGGAAUUGUGGUUGGUUUGGCCGCAGACUGUAAAUUUGUCGCCACGAAAACAGAUGUGAGUGUGAUUUUUUCUCGUAAAAAAUUUAUUUUUUUUUAUUUUUUUAUUUAGGUGGUACUAAUGCGACCAGAUGUAUAUGAAUACCAAUUAUAUCAACUCGGAGAUUGCCUAAAAUUUUCAGCCCGAUGUCUUGUGCCACGAAAUGGAUUGGAUAAUUGUCAUAGACGAAUAAUAUCGUGUGAAAGAUCCGAGAAAUUCGUUGAAUGGGAGAAUAAACAUCGAACAAAUAAUAUUGCGAUAAUUUCGGAGAUAAUUGGUGUUACAAUGAAAAGAAUUCCAUAUUCAAAUCGAAUUGUCAGAUGUUUUCAAACCAAUUUUCUAGAGGUAUUGUAUUUUUCUGAAAAAAAAAUUCAGUUUUGAAAAAAAAUCAUAUAGGAAGUUUAUGAAAUCGGUGAGCAACAAUCAAGCAAAUCAGUGUCGGAUUAUGAGAUAGCAAAGAUGAAAGUAGUCGCCACUCGAGUUCUAAAUGAUCAGAAGAAAUUUAUUUGGUGUGCUGUGAAUUUGAAACCAAUUUUAUUCGGAAAUAAUGAAAACGUGGGUUUUUUUUCAAUUUUUGCGUGUGAAAAAUGAAUGAUCAUUUCUAACAUUUCAAGAAGAUGAUUCAACCGCCCAUCAAAAAAGAACGAAUCACUUUGAAAGGAAUUGUCUUGGAUUUUCUGGACGAUUUAAGAGAAAUGUAUAUUUGGGUGCCUGGAAGAUCGAGAAAAAUUCUGAUUCCCCUCGGCUUCCGCGACAAUUAUCCAAUCAACUUUUUCCAUGGAACUUGGCUUCAAUUCAGUGUCGAUGUGAAUUAUAGGAUUGAUCGAAAUACUAGUUUUCAAAAAAUCAAUGAUUAUUUUCCCACGAGGUUUUUAUCGAGUAAACGACGAUGGGAAAUUCGAGUUUCUGUGUAUUUUGAUUGUCGAGAAUGGAAUGGUAAUAGAAUUGUUGAAUUAGAAAGUGGAGAAUGUGGAAUUAUCAUUGAUGAAUUAAAUGUUUUGAGUAAGUUUCAAUAAUAUUUAUACUAGAAAACUUUUUCAAAUUUUGUAAAAUUCAGAAUCUUGCAAUCGUUUAUUCACAUUUUCCGAUGAUGCUUGGGUUUUCUGUGAUCGUGGCGGAUUUAUUCUAUCGGAUAAACAAGAACAAUGGACCCCAUCUGGAUCUAUUCGAUUUGGAUCAGGAUCUUCGUUUGAAGAAGAAGAUCUACCAAGUUCUUCCACUGAAACUUCUCGAUUUUAUGUGGAAGAAUCGCCAAGAACAUCUCAACCACAAUAUUCAGAGAGCAUUUCUUCUUCAACUCCCGAACAUCAUCCUCGAAAAAGAGAAAAUCUUCACGAAAUCCGAAUAAAAAUCAAAAAACUCCAAAUGAAACGCGAUUAUUUAUCGGAAAACAGUAUAAAUAUCCCCGACAAAAUGUUGGAUGAUUUAAAAAAUCUGAAAAUCGAGGAAAAGAAUCUGACAUCGCCUGAGAAGAUUGAUUGUUAUAUUGAAAUUGUUUCGAAGUUUAAGGAAUUGAUGAAAUCGCGAAGGGUUUAUGAGGAAAUGGAACGAUUUGAUAGAAAAACGACGAGAGAAAUUGAUCAACUUUUAAUGCAAUUGUGA
Molecule: messenger RNA, 1653 nt
Organism: Caenorhabditis angaria
Lineage: Eukaryota; Metazoa; Nematoda; Chromadorea; Rhabditida; Rhabditidae
Source: the annotation of a GenBank genome assembly